This is a messenger RNA of Closterium sp. NIES-65, 1342 nucleotides long. The record is from the annotation of a GenBank genome assembly. Lineage: Eukaryota; Viridiplantae; Streptophyta; Zygnematophyceae; Desmidiales; Closteriaceae.
ACCAUAUGGCAGUGAACCGGAGGCCAGACCCUCGGGAAUGACGAGGUGCCGCGAGCAGCAGCAGAUGCUGCUGGGGCAGUGCGGCGGUAGCAGGAUCGCGUGCCUGCCGUGGUGUGCCAUCUACCGCCUGCGCGCCCAGCUGCCGCCCGCUGUCGUUGUCGAUGGCGGGUCGGGGUACUGCAAGUUUGGCAUGAGCAACGACGCAGCGCCAUCAGGACGCAUCGCCACCUUUCUGGAGUUUGGAAACAUCGAGGCACCUUCCCUCGCCCGCCUUCGAGCCCUCUUCUCCUCCAUCUAUGCCAGCAUGCGAGCCAUUCCCGCCAACCACCCAGUUGUCGUCUCCGAGCCUCUCGCUUUCCUGCCAGAAACGCGUGAGGCGCAGGAGGGGAGGCGGCAUCUGAGGGAGGUGACAUGUGCCGUGCUCUUCAGUGCCCUGCGCGUGCCCUCCAUCUGCCUUGUCGACCAGGCCACCCUGGCCCUGUUGGCAGCGGGGGCAGCAUCAGGCGUGGUGGUGAACAUUGGCUUCCGCAGCACCACAAUACUUCCCAUCAUGCGAGGCCGCACCGCAUGCAGCCUGCUGCCCUUCUACUGCCUGCCGCUGGGCGCCAUGCGAGUCACGGGGCACCUCAGCCAGUUACUGCACGAUUCUGGGAUCGUGUGCCAGUCCAUGUUCACUGUGCGCACCGUCAAAGAGUCGCUGUGCUUUGUGGCGCGGGACUUUGAGGCAGCGAGGAGGGGCGAGGAGAGGGGGGUGCGGGGCACGUGUGAGGUGCCGGGGGAGGGUGCCUUCACUCUCACCAGGGAGCGCUUCCUCGCCCCUGAAGUGCUCUUUCAACCUCACCUCUGUGGCCUCGGCGGCAGGGGCAUACAGCAGGCAGUGGCGCAAUGCAUAGUGGAGUGUGCUGCCCGGGUGAAGGCGUUUCAGGCGCAGCAGGACUGGAAGGCCCGACACAGCCACGCGGGAGAGGCACCGGCUGCAGAUGAGGAGAAGGAGGAGAAAGGGGGGGAGGAGGGUGAGCGAGUGCCUGGGGCGGGGCCAGGGGGUGAAGGUACCACGAGGCGGGUGGGAAGUGGGGAGGGGGAGUCAGGGACGGGUGGGGGGGUGUGGGGGCGAGUGCCUGCGCCACUGUCAAGUGAGGAUGUGGCGGAGGCGAUCGGCACCGUGGUGGUGGCGGGGGGCACGUCUGCGCUGCCAGGGAUAGCAGAGCGGCUUCAUCUAGAGCUGCAGCGCCUGCUUCCCCCGCCCCUCGCUGACAGACUCACUGUGAAGGCAGUGGGGCCUUAUGGUGCAUGGAUGGGCGGCAGGACCGUUGCCACUGUGAGUGUUAUUGGCUGUGACUGA